AUGGAUUCUGCGGAGAUGGAUGUUGAAUUUGAAACACCGUCCAAGUGUUUGAUAUUACUUUGUUUAAUAUGGAAGUUUUUCAAAUGUAUAUUUUCACAUGUGACACUUGUAUCACUUGUCGUAGCUUAUUGCGUUCUCGGUGCUUGGGCCUUUGAAAGACUUGAAUCUGGUCAUGAGAAAGACGUGAAGCGUAGCAUCAAAGAUAUCCGGGGUAAUGUAACCGAAAAGUUAUGGAUAAUGACACAAUCAGCGGAGAUACUUAUAAGAAAAAAUUGGACGGACGAUGUAGUUGAAAAAUUGCGGGCUUUUGAAACAGAUCUUUUAAAGAAAAUGAAAAAAGACGGUUGGGACGGAAGCGAAGAAGAGGACAAUAUUCAGUGGACGUUUGCCGGUGCUCUAUUUUACUCAAUAAUUGUUAUCACAACUAUAGGAUACGGUCACAUAUCUCCAAAGACUCCAAACGGCAAGGUCGUAACUAUUUUCUAUGCUAUACUUGGGAUUCCCCUGAUGUUGCUAUGUCUAUCGAAUAUCGGGGAUGUCAUGGCCUCAAGCUUCAGAUUUCUUUACUGGAAAAUUUGCUGCUACAUUUGCACACGACCGCCUAAGCCAAGGCGAGUUCGGAGCAGCUACUUAGCUCGAGGAUACAGCGUUCGUCAGGGGUCUGGCCGAGCUGGAUCACGACCAGCGUCAUUACGUAGGUCCGUUAGGGCGAGUCAUAAAUCGACAGACUCGGCUCUUGGUAAUUCAGGAAGCAUGCCCCGAUCAACACACUCCGAGACAGUCGGAGCUACAGGAGAGGCUCAUCGAUUUAAUCCUCCGCGUCGUUACGACGUCGAUGGCAACUUUAAUGACUUUACAAAGCGAUCCACUCUGGCGAGUACCAGUGGCUCACCUCGUCAACAUCAUCUCCAUCAGUCAAUUAGUCCCACGAGACACACUUGCGAGCUACCAAGUACAUCUAGAAUCGUCACUGCUAACAGUAGGUUGUCCCGCAGUGGGACAGCGACCUCGCACAAUGUUCCCGGGGCAACUCAACUCAGGCCAGAUAACCUCGCGUUCUCCACAUUGCCUCGGGUCGAUCGAUCAGUGAUAGCACCACGCAGAUGUUGCUCGGUGGAUCCUUCGGUGGUCGCCAGCGAGCCAAGUCCAUAUCUCGAAGUCUCACGACCUAGAAGAGCUUUUCCCACCGCUGGUUCUUCAAUACGCCGUCCUCGCAGCAAUCUCAGCACUAUUUCUCGAACGGCCAGAAAAGAAGCACCAUCACCGCGUAUCAUGUCCCCGAUGGGUUUCGCCGUUCAUCGUCAAACUUACGCCGAUGAUAUUGAGUAUGACGAGUACUAUAUGCCCGCGGAAGACCAAACAACCAAGCCCGUGCCUAUUUGGCUCUGUGUGUUCUUGGUCGCUUUGGUGAUUUCGUACCAGCUCACAGACUUCAUGCACACCAAGGAAUAGCGCUGUGCUCGCUCUACCUCCUCUUCGGUAUCGCCCUACUUGCAAUGAGUUUUAAUUUGGUUCAGGAAGAAGUAAUAACAAAUGUUAAGAGCGUCGCCAAGCGACUGGGAAUCAUUAAGGAGGAUGAAGAUGAUGAUGAAGAUGCUAUCGAUGACGACUUUGAGGUCAUUAACGACGAAUAUGACGACGGAAACGCCUCCGAGUAUGUUGAUUAUCAUCCCAGUAAUCAUCGCGAUUACAAUUACAGUCACCAUGAUCUCGAAAUGUCCUAG
Cotesia congregata is the source of this 1724-nucleotide messenger RNA. NCBI's taxonomy places the organism in Eukaryota, Metazoa, Arthropoda, Insecta, Hymenoptera, Braconidae. The record is from the annotation of a GenBank genome assembly.